AUGGGAUCCUUGGAGACAAUGGAAGAUGCAUCGGGCUUUGUUUUGACAUCAGAAGCUCUAAAUGAUGCUCUUUCAGACAUGGCAAUGGCCACAAGAGCUGUCCAUGCCGAUGAUUUUGUCAGCCCUCAUCGUGCAAUCGCUCCUGCGAUGCAUGUUGCGGUGAACUUUCGCUACGCAAGGGACGCAGACCAACUUGUCCCCGAAGAGAAUAAAGACCCAAACAAUCCUUACGACUCUCAUGUAUACUCUCGCUAUACUGCACCGAAUUCUAGCCGCUUCGAGAUAUUACUACGCAAUCUUAUGGGGGGCGAAGUGAUUACUUACUCUACUGGACUGUCAGCUUUUCACGCGAUUCUGGUCCUCAUCAACCCUCGACGUAUUUUUAUUGAAGGUGGGUAUCAUGGGUGUCAUGGCGUCCUUGACAUCAUUCAAAGAUUAACAGGCGUUCAAAAGUUGGAUCUAUCGCAACUUGAUCAAGCUGAGCCUGGAGAUAUUGUGCAUGUGGAGACGCCACUGAACCCUACAGGAGAAGCGCGAAAUCUUGCCUAUUUUCGUGCCAAAUCAUCUCAAAAGGGGGCUUAUUUGAUAGUGGACUCGACAUUUGCACCGCCCCCUCUGCAGAACCCCCUCGACUUUGGGGCUGAUAUUGUCAUGCACAGUGGAACUAAGUAUGUUGGUGGUCAUUCUGACAUGCUCUGUGGCCUCCUAGUUCUCCACCCAGACCGAGUUAAGGACGGUUGGCUCAAAAAGCUUCACAAGGACCGCCAAUAUAUUGGUAGUGUUAUGGGCAGCCUUGAAGGCUGGUUGGGUAUUCGUUCUGCUCGCACUCUGCAUCUUCGAGUGACAAAACAAGCCCAAACUGCACAAUGUCUUGCUGGAUGGAUACACAGUGAGCUAAAAGACAAAAAUAGUCUUGUUUCUCAAGGCUUGGAUUCUGUACAGCACGCGUCACUUCAACAUGUCGACUUAGAGCAUGGCUGGCUCAGAAAGCAGAUGCCUGGAGGAUUUGGGCCUGUAUUUUCCGUAUGGGCCAAAAGUUCAGACCUUGCACGCAGACUUCCAACCCGAAUGUUUGUGUUCCAACAUGCAACUAGCUUAGGUGGAGUGGAAAGUUUGAUGGAAUGGCGAGCAAUGAGCGAUGCAACGUGCGAUGAAAAACUUCUCAGAAUUAGCUGUGGUAUUGAGGAAUUUGAAGACCUGAAGGCCGAUUUAUUGCAAGGAUUGAAGUCACUCAUCAAGAGUCAGCCAUCGGCUUAG
Molecule: messenger RNA, 1257 nt
Organism: Penicillium macrosclerotiorum
Lineage: Eukaryota; Fungi; Ascomycota; Eurotiomycetes; Eurotiales; Aspergillaceae
Product: cystathionine beta-lyase
Exons: 2
Coding region: 1-1257 (418 amino acids)
Biological process (GO): transsulfuration
Cellular component (GO): cytoplasm
Molecular function (GO): pyridoxal phosphate binding; carbon-sulfur lyase activity
Source: RefSeq, a predicted model, not a curated record